AUGUCAGACACCCUACUCCCCCCAGGGCCCCGAAAACCACAGAAGAUUUGCUAUGCAAUCCCAUACUACAAACCAUUCGUCUACUCAUCUUUCUUCAUCACAUCCUUCACUUUUGCUUGGAUAGCCUACCUCUCAACAGGCUGCCAAAUGUGUCUGUGGAUCGGGUUCGUCACACAUUCAUCGAUCUGGAGAAUUUGUUUCGUGUACGUCGUCCACUAG
This is a messenger RNA of Penicillium digitatum Pd1, 219 nucleotides long. The record is from RefSeq and is a predicted model, not a curated record. Lineage: Eukaryota; Fungi; Ascomycota; Eurotiomycetes; Eurotiales; Aspergillaceae.